AUGUCUUCCAAGUGCGUAGAACAAACGUGCCCGAAGAAACCGGCGCGGCGAUCAAGAUAUGGAUGCCGGAAUUGCAAGCUGAGAAAACUCAAGUGCGAUGAGAGCAAACCUCGCUGUAAAAAGUGCAGCUCAUUUGGGGUGCUGUGCAACUUUGGACUGAACGUACCCGAUCUUCACCCAAUUACUCCCAACACCGUGAAGGCCGUGGUUCGAUGCAAGCCGUCGCCUCAAAGACCUGUCGCGAGCGCUGUGUGGACCUCGGAUGAGUAUACCAUCUUUCAGCUCAAUGCGAAAUGUCAAGACUUUGUGACGAGAUACUAUGCGAGAAGUCUCUUGACGCCGGAUGAUGGGAACAUGAUCGACGUCAAUCAGAGGCUGUUCAAACUCGCCUUCACUAACCCAUGCUUGAUGCACGCUUCUCUAGCCGUGGCACUUACAUACGAUCGCUAUCUAAACACUUCAUUAAGCUCUCCCCGGACUCUUGAAAAAUGCUAUCAUUGGUCCCAGAGCACAGCGUUCUUCAACAGGAAGCUACGCGAACCUGUCAAGACGCAGGACAAGGACCCGAUAUGGGGUACAGCAGCUGCUCUCGCUGUCUUGACGUUCUCGUCGCCAGAUGCAUACAGAACUGAAGACUCGUGGCCUCUAAAAACUGGCGACGAUGACCUCGAUUGGGUGUCAAUGAUCAGUGGAAAGAUGUCGCUGUGGAAUAUGGUAGAUCCUCUACGAAAUGACAGCCUAUUUCGCGUCAUGGCUGUUACGAUUGCGCAGAUGCAAGCGCCAUUACCAGAAAUAGGGAUACGCGGUAUACCAGAGCAACUAGCCGCUGUCUGUCGGCUGAACGAGACAUCUACCCCAGAAAGUCCUUAUUUCUACGCUGCGCAUGCGGUGUCGCGCAUUCUUUAUCUACUGGAUAGCCAAGUCACAACGGGACAGACGCAGCUCUUCACGCACAGGAUCGAAGGCGCCUUCAAGGAGUUGCUCCUUGCGAGAGACCCAGUCGCGUUAUUGCUACUGUAUAUAUGGUAUCGCAAGGCAGGACGGAGUAUAUGGUGGGUCGAGCUUCGAGCGCGGGUGGAAUGCCCGGCGAUCUGUCUGUAUCUCCAGCGCUAUCACGCGGACGAGGUCGCAGUGCAUGCGCUGCUUCAGAGCGCAAUCACAAUCGGAUGA
Molecule: messenger RNA, 1170 nt
Organism: Fusarium proliferatum ET1
Lineage: Eukaryota; Fungi; Ascomycota; Sordariomycetes; Hypocreales; Nectriaceae
Exons: 3
Coding region: 1-1170 (389 amino acids)
Biological process (GO): regulation of transcription by RNA polymerase II
Molecular function (GO): zinc ion binding; DNA-binding transcription factor activity, RNA polymerase II-specific
Source: RefSeq, a predicted model, not a curated record